Messenger RNA from Rhinopithecus roxellana (golden snub-nosed monkey), 1983 nucleotides. It is a transcript of the gene SGTB, whose product is annotated as small glutamine rich tetratricopeptide repeat containing beta. Gene Ontology annotation, cellular component: membrane; TRC complex. Bases 518 to 1432 code for a protein of 304 amino acids. NCBI's taxonomy places the organism in Eukaryota, Metazoa, Chordata, Mammalia, Primates, Cercopithecidae. Gene Ontology annotation, molecular function: molecular adaptor activity; protein binding. The record is from RefSeq and is a predicted model, not a curated record. The transcript has 12 exons. Gene Ontology annotation, biological process: post-translational protein targeting to endoplasmic reticulum membrane.
GCCGCCGGAGCUAGAGCACAGCCGGGUGGGCUCUGGGGUUGGCGGCCUGGGGGCCGGGGAAGUUUGCACCGCCGCGCCCAGUGCUGCGAUCCUGAGCCGGGCUUCAGCCCCGAGGACUAGGGGUCGGGCGGGCCGGCCUACGGAACCCCGCGGGCCAGCAGCCGUCGUCUCGCGUCCUCCUGCUUGGGAACCUGGGGAACAGAUGGAUGAUGCGAUUUAGUGGAAAUCAGCCAUGAAUGCCGGCUGGCCCUGCGCCACUGUUUGGAUGCGAUAGUAUUCCAUGUGAAUGAACAUGACCGGGAGCUUCCAGCUUGUCCACGAGAGCACAGCCUCUGCAGGGAGCGCCGGUCGACUUGUAGUAUCCAUCGACUUGGGCAGCGAUUUCCUGACAUGUCUGCUGAUUAAAUAGAAAUGCCAUUUUUAUUAAGAACGACACCAGUUGAACAACCUUUCGCGAAUGUGUUUCCUCGUCAAAUAACUCUCAACCUACAAAAAGAAAAGUGUUUAAGCUUCUAAAAUGUCAUCUAUCAAGCACCUGGUUUAUGCAGUUAUUCGUUUCUUACGGGAACAAAGUCAGAUGGACACUUACACCUCGGAUGAACAAGAAAGUUUGGAAGUUGCAAUUCAGUGCUUGGAGACAGUUUUUAAGAUCAGCCCAGAAGAUACACACCUAGCAGUUUCACAGCCUUUGACGGAAAUGUUUACCAAUUCCUUCUGUAAGAAUGACGUUCUGCCCCUUUCAAACUCAGUGCCUGAAGAUGUGGGAAAAGCUGACCAAUUAAAAGAUGAAGGCAAUAACCACAUGAAAGAAGAAAAUUAUGCUGCUGCAGUGGAUUGUUACACACAGGCAAUAGAACUGGAUUCCAAUAAUGCGGUUUACUAUUGCAACAGGGCUGCUGCUCAGAGCAAAUUAGGUCACUAUACAGAUGCGAUAAAGGAUUGUGAAAAAGCAAUAGCAAUUGAUUCAAAGUACAGUAAGGCCUAUGGGAGAAUGGGGCUGGCCCUCACUGCCAUGAAUAAAUUUGAAGAAGCAGUUACAAGUUAUCAAAAGGCAUUAGAUCUUGACCCUGAAAAUGAUUCCUAUAAGUCAAAUCUGAAAAUAGCAGAACAGAAGUUAAGAGAGGUAUCUAGUCCUACGGGAACUGGACUGAGCUUUGACAUGGCUAGCUUGAUAAAUAAUCCAGCCUUCAUUAGUAUGGCAGCAAGUUUAAUGCAGAACCCUCAAGUUCAACAGCUAAUGUCAGGAAUGAUGACAAAUGCCAUUGGGGGACCUGCUGCUGGAGUUGGGGGCCUAACUGACCUGUCAAGCCUCAUCCAAGCGGGACAGCAGUUUGCUCAGCAGAUACAGCAACAAAAUCCUGAACUUAUAGAGCAACUGAGAAAUCACAUCCGGAGCAGAUCAUUCAGCAGCAGCGCUGAAGAGCAUUCCUGAUUUGACCCGGGGCUCAAGCCCAAGAUACAAAUGGUUUAUGGCUAUGAAUGAAGUAUUUGUUGUAGAUAGUCCCCUCCCUCGUUCAAAAAACCAAACAACAUAUCUGAUGUGUGAAAAUAAUGGAGGAAAACCUCUUGUGUAUAUUCUUAAAGAAUAAAUCCGUUUAGACAAUAGGUUUAUCACAGACAAACUGAAAACAUAACAUGACUCCUUUGGAAGUGAUCACUAGCCUUGUUGAGUGCCAAUAUAGCACUGGGAUAAGGUUCCAUUUUCAAACUUCUAUCAUAUUUGUAUAUUAGACUUAAUAGCAAAGUAUAUUUAUUGAACUCUAGUAGGACUAUUUGUUGGUAAGCUCUUUAGCUCCAAUUUCCUUUAAGCAGUUUUUUGAGAGGGGAAAUGACCCAAAGGAAAGGUUUCCUAUGCUGGUUGAGAAGAAGUGUACUUGCCACUGAGCAGUAUGUCAGGAAAGAAGGAAUAUUAUCUAUGUUUAGCUUUGAUAAGUGCUAUCAGUAAUGAAUAUAUAACAUGGGAACCAAUAUGAUCUUUAAUGU